Messenger RNA from Glossina fuscipes, 7941 nucleotides. RefSeq names its product AF4/FMR2 family member lilli (gene lilli). NCBI's taxonomy places the organism in Eukaryota, Metazoa, Arthropoda, Insecta, Diptera, Glossinidae. Gene Ontology annotation, cellular component: super elongation complex; nucleus. The record is from RefSeq and is a predicted model, not a curated record. The transcript is spliced from 10 exons. The coding region runs from base 765 to 7046 and encodes 2093 amino acids. Gene Ontology annotation, biological process: regulation of gene expression.
UGUACAUAUACAUACAUGCAUACUCAAAUAUAUCGGAAUGAUCUCAUUAAAAAUAGAAAAUGCAUACAAAUACUAAAGGAGACGAUGACGAAAAAUUGAAUUUUAACAUAAUUUUUAUAAAAUUAUCCUUUAGCCCAACAGCCAGGCAACGAACUGCAAACGACAAAGAGAAAAGUUAUAAAAACCAAAAUAAAGUACUUAGAAAAUAAUUAAGAUCUAAGAAAAAGAAAACUAACCAUCAAAUUAACAGCGCGUUGUUGAUGUCGUUAUCUUUUUCCGAACGUAUACUCAAAACCAGCGCGCGCUCUCUUUUUACUCGUAUUCCUUUUCUACCAAAAAACUAAAAAAAAAUUUUUGUCUUUUAAUUUCUUACUACGGUGUCCUUCGUUUAAUUUUACAAAAUAGCAACAAACGCAAAAGCAAUAAUCGCCUUGAAUAUUAAAGCAAAACAAAGAAAAGAAAAAAAACUCUUUUUAUCAGCGCAUUUCACUAUCACCAGUAGCAGUACGUCUGAAACCGCAAUAUCACAAAUAUUAAAAAAAAAGAGAAAAUCAACAUUAAUCUUCAACGCUGUCUUUAAAUAUUUAAUUCAAAAAUAAAAUAGAAACCGACAGCAAAACAUCACCAGUUGCCGUGGAAGCAUUAUUUCAAGAAAUUUUAAAACCAACAAUAACUACUAAGAAGCAAAAACAGCAACAACAACAACAUGCGUAGCUGUAAUACGAGAUAUUAGUAAAAAGUUCUUUUUUACUAAAUCCAAUGCCAUGGAUAUGAAGAAAAUACCAAAACCACGUAUGGAAGACUAUGAUUAUGAGCGCAAACAACGAAGAGAACGUGAAAAAUCUGAAAGGCAGCAAGGUCAAGCAGCCACAAACCGUGAGAUAGCGCUCUUCUCGGAACCUCGACGUGUCAAUCCAUCCGAGGCCGAUGACGAUAUUGCAGCUAAGCUGGGUGACUAUUCGAAGGUAAAAGAGAUCAUCAAUCUUCAUAUGUCCAUGUCGUCGAAUCGUCAAAUACCUUCGAAUGCUGUUAUAACUGGUAUUGUGCCUCCAAGUGCCUCAAUUAUUGGUGGCGGUGGUAUAGGCUUAUCACCUGUCCCGGCCUCUCCAGCAGCUGUAACACUAACACAGCGUCUGCCGCCGCCACCGCCGCCAAAAUUGCAACAUUCACAGCUACAGCCACCACAUCACUACCAACAGCAGCAACAAUUGCGACAAUCGGCAACGACUUACGUUAAGCAGGCUGAUAACAAGCCGCCUUAUAAUGGUCGUGGCGGUUAUCCGGGUCAGCCAGUAAACCGUUCCAGUACUGGCAUGGCUCCACCAAAAGGACCGCCAACUGCUGCUCUAUUAGCUUCACUACCUACGACACAUAUGCCAAAUGGACGACAAAGCUCGUCGUCUUCAUUAACGGAAAAGUCAUAUGUAGGGCCACCGUCAAUAUCCUCUUCUAUCUCCUCAUCAACGACGCACAACGGUCGUUUUCCUCAACCAUCAAUACCAAAAAAUCGCCAAAAACAUUUACCAUCAGAGAAUCAUCAACUCGAUAUCAAUAAAAUUAUUAAUCUGGUCACGGAUGAGUUUUGUCCGCCCAAAAUGCUCACCGGCAUCGAUGCUACACCGCACACGACACUUAUGGAAAAUUACAAUCUUUCUGAACCCAAUAAGCACAAAUACUCCUUCGAUAUUUCGAGAACGAGAAGUGUAAUAGAACCACUCGACUCUCCACCUCGUGCUGAAAUGCCAGCGCCACGGUUUGUUCCCCCACUCUCCGCUAACAACGUAAACGCGUCACAGUUGCCUUCUUCGUCUGCCUCUGCUUCUUCCUUAUCUUCUUCCACCACCUACAUAGCGCCUGCCAAUAAUUCAUUGAUGCCUACCUCUGCUGGUGGCCAGCAGCAACAGCCUUCCCUAGCCAACACAGCAACAACGUCAAGAUCACCUUCAGUGCCAGUCUCUCCUAUUCAAUCUAGACCAUCAAAGGAAUCUCUAAUAAAACCAUCGAAAGCUGAAAAGCCAACACCACCACCACCUUCGCUAGAGAAGCAGAACUCCACCUUGGAGAAUGAUUUGGAGCUUUCGGAAUCGGAUGACGAUCGGAAGAAACAAACUCGAUCAGCGCUUAAUUCCAGUGAUAGCUCUGGUACAGACUCCAGCGAAUCUGGCAGUGAAGACUCCUCGAAAAGUGAACAAGGUCAUACCAAUACUUUACCUUCUCAGCAGCAACAACAACAAAUUCCCACUGCCUUAAUCACAAAGAAGAAAUUGAGUCAUGGCUCUUCUGCUGCCCUAGCAAGCGGCGGUAACAGCAGUAGUAGUAGUGGACUGGGUUCAUCAGUAGGUUCUAGUUCAGCUACACCGUGUUCCAGUUCAUCGUCUUCGAACAAAACGCCCUCACCGUCAAAUACCACGAAAUGGCAAUUAAGUCGUUACUUCAAUAAGGCACCUUUACAUAACGCAUCCAAUCAGGAAAUUGUUUCCCCUUCGGCGGCCACUGUAGUAAACUCUGUGAGUUCGAUGAACGUGGUUAGCUUAAAUGUGCCCACAAUGUUGCCUGGUGGUGCCCAGAUAAUUCCAGAACCUCCCCAACAAUUAACAAAUAUCAAAAAUGAAAAUUUAAUCGAUGAUCGGGAUGAGGAUGACGAUGAUGAUGAUGAAAAUGAUAGUGAGGUAAAUGGAGCGGAUACUCGGAGUGGUGUGAGGCGAAAUGGUGAUAACAAUAACUCUGCCAAAAACGAAACAUUCCCUCAUCCCAGUUUGGCAGCAGCAGCAGCAUUUCCUACACGCAAACCACCGGCAGGCCUUAGUGUUACGCCUCUAUCACCAUUGCUGAACGACAUAAAAAAAGAAGGGUCUGACGUGCGUGCAUCAGCAUCCGGACUAACUGUAAAUUCGACACAAGUUCCUGUGUUGAAUGCUUCAGAAUUUGUAGCCAUUCCUAGCAAUCAAAUUAAACAUGAGACUAUGGCCAUCGCCGGAGGCCACACCACGGUAAUACCGUAUGGUAAUGAAAGUUCCUCGGGGACGGGAGUAAAAAAUCGUGCCGAUAACUAUGUAGGCAUAGAGGGAUUGUCAGGGCUUUCUUCGGAUAGCGAUGAUGAUGGCCGUGAGCGUCUUCCUGUACCCGGGCCGGGGGGAAUUUUGCAAAUUCGUGGAGUGCCGGCAGCAAUUACAGCUCUCCCUCGAUCACCGGUUAUUUUGCAAAAAACACAAAAGCUUCCCAACACACUGACUGUAACGCCAAUUGAUCCAUUACCUUCCUCACCUCCUUCAUCGCAUCCACGUGCCGCGCAGCAACGUGCAAAAAAGCCUCGAAAAAAGUUAAAGCAACAAUUAACCAGUGCAGUGAUAGCAGACACCAGUGAUGAGGAACAUGAUGAACAAAAGAGCAACCAUUUGGUCAGUCCAGCUGCAGUGACUACUACAACAACAGGGGUAAUGGGUGCUAAAAAAGGUCGAGGGCGGCCACGUAAAAAUGCUACACCAAAUCAAAGCGGUAAUAUUAGCUCCGCAUCCUCAGCUUCGGCUUCUGCUAAAGGCCCGACAUUGACAGCUAAGAAAGAUGUAGCGAAACGAACAACUAUACCUGCUACUGGAUCACGGCGGAGAAUUUCCCGUCAAAACUCUGCCAAUUUAACUCAAAACGCACUCAUAACACAGACUAAGCAACCAUUACCAAUACCCUCUCCGUCAGUCAUGACGACCCAACUGUUAACAAUACCUGAUCCAGGAGGUCCCACUUCUACUGUCACAAGUAAUGAUAGUUCCUCAUCAUCGGAGUCUUCAUCGUACAAUAAUUCGAAGUCGUCAAGCUCAUCAACCGACAGUGACAAUGAAUUGGAGGCGCACGCCAAACAACCGGCUAUUUCGGUACUUUCUUCUUCAGAAGACGAUGAAAAUACGGCAUUGCCCUUUGCAGCUCAGAACGUAAUGACAACAAAAUCAACAAAAGUGGCAGUAACUCAGGAGGAGCAUAAACGUAGCGCAACAGGACCAAGACGCAUAGUCAAACAAUUGAAUCGCCGCAAAUCUACAAUGGACGAUAUGGUCUCCGGAUGUAAUGCGCCGAAAGCGGCGCCAAACGCUAUAUCCAUGUCUUCAACUUCCGUCUCCUCGUCAACAGAUAGUUCAACAGAAGAUUAUGUACCUCCGAACACAGCUGUUGCAGGAACAGCCAUUGGGUCAUCUGGACAAUCUCAUGCGACGCUUGGCAGUAGUUCGCAACGUUCGACGACCCAAUUGUCGCCUUACAAAAAUGCGACAGGAGCUUCAUCAAGUCGUAGUCGAAAACCCACGUCUUGCUCGAGUGCCUUUUCUUCAGAGUCUAGCGGAGAUGAACAUUUUGACAGUGAUUGUGGAGAAGCGAAGAAAGAAAAAAAACUACGCCGUGAUAAACCAAAAAGUGAUAAAAAUAAAAUUAGUACUCUAACGCGCAUAUUUAAAACUUCUAAUGAGGGAGGGGCCAAGAAACAAGGGCAAGUAGUGAUAGUAGAUCAAUCCGAAGAGCAAAUGCAACAACAGCAGAAACACAUUUCUCCUAUUAAUAAUCCUAUAAGAUCGAGCCAAGAAAACCUGAUUUUAGGUACUCAUGGUUCCAUGCAAGGUACCCCAACAGCUCAAUCACCGCGUCUUACGCCUCGCAGCCAUAUGAGGUCCCCCAGAUCUUUGCCUUUACCUCCGCUGGCUGCUCAAAUUUUAACAUCUUCAGUGAAUCAGUCAGUAGCAUCACAUCGUACACCGGAUCGCAGUACCACAAGUGCUGAGCGCAAAUUACAGCAACGUAUAAAGACACCUACGCGAACACCGACAAGAACACCACCCACCACAAGAACUCCUACACCAACACCUGUAGUUAUAACGCAACAACAAUCCCAACCAACAUCUCUUCCUCUCACUUCACUGAUUUGUAAAAUUGAUCUCUCCCGUCUGUUACAUAUACCAGCUGAAUGGCAUAAAAAUCCAUAUCGUUUAUAUGGACACGCACACAGUUAUCCUCAGAGUGCUGGACGCACACCAAUUUAUGAUCAUGAGACAAUACUCAACGCUGACCUCCAAUCGACAACUACCCAGUUGCGUCUAAAGACUCACUCCUCAGGUAGUGUAACGCCCCGUAGCGCUGGUAAUCAUACUCCAAUGCAGAUGGUAACCUCCGAACGAGAACUUUCACGUUCAAGAGAAAGCCUUCAAGAAAUGGCAUUGACAGCUAAUGCAAAACGUGUAAUGGAAGACAAUGUCAAUGUAGGACGUCUAAGUAGUCGGUCGGCAGAUGGCAGUGGUGAUGGCUCUACCCCCAAACAUCAAGUGCUGUUAUUGCCACCCAUACCCAAUGGCUAUACAGCGGCAACUGCUAGGGGCUAUGCGGCGGGUCCGCAAAUUUUAGGGUCGCCCAGUGCGGGUAGUAAACAGCUGCUAAUGACUGGAGUAAAGCAUGAGCAUACCAUUAAACAUGAACCUGACAGUGAGGCUUAUGAAACGAAAUAUAAGACAGCUGAUACCAAUGCAUUAAUCAAACAAGAACUGCUCAUAUUGAAACAGGACUAUAAGCCUAGUGAUUUGACUGCGGCAGUAGCUAUGGCCGAAAAACAGCAAGCGAUGUGUUCGCCACAAGAAUCCAUGCAUUUGGAUACUAAACCACGACGCAAGCGCAGUUGUAGCUCAAGCUCAAGUCCAUACAAGGAGAAGAAGCGGAAAAAAGAAAAGGACUUAGGAGAAAAAGAAAAGCUGAUAUUAUCCUCUAAAGAUAAAGAAACAGCUAAUGAGAUUAUAAAAUCUGCGAAAGAUUCUUCCAAAGACACAAUUAUAACGUUAGCAAAUGGCAAUGGACAGCAACAACAGAGAGAUCAACAGCAAUUGCCGCUCACAAACCACGACCGGUUACAACACCAACAGCAACUACAAAAAUUUGAUAAAGUAAAUACCUCCAGCAUUAUAGCAAAUAGUGGCAAUGGUAAUAACAAUCUUAACACUGCCAGUAGUGCGCAUUUACAAAGCAUUAGCAAUCCGAAUUCAACUGUACCAUCGCAAAUGAACGCAGCUUCCGCGGUUAUGCCACCACCGGCGAAUGUAGGCUUAAUACCACCACCAUUGGCAUCAGCAACGGUUUGUGGUCAUUCGGUGUUAACGCGCUUUGCAAAUGUGCCACCAAACUCUACCUGCUCAUCCAAUACAUCAAUGGCGUCAACGUCCAAUUCUAGUGACUUGAUAUCAUCGUCCCACAGGACCACUGCGGCAAUAUCAUCGACGACUACCGGCGGAAUUCAUUCUAAUGACCAAGCCCCGCAAGUAGUCUAUCGUUCCUAUUUCGAACGAGAUGAUGAGGCUUUUAGCGAUGAUUUCAGCAAAGAUGCAAAGUUCUUGCAGGAGGCUGUACAUCGCAAACAUGCGGCUGAUCGUGAGCAGAAUACAUUCAAUCAGGUUACUUUAUAUUUAGAAGCUGUAGUUUAUUUUCUACUUUCUGGAGCUGCUAUGGAACAAUGUCGUUCAGAGGAAGCUGCUUGGACCAUGUAUCGUGAUACCCUUGAUCUGAUUAAAUAUAUAUCUAAAAAAUUUCCACACUUACAAGCAUCUUCGGCUAAUCAGCAUGAAACUCAUAAAGUAGCAAUUUUAAGUCUUCGUUGUCAAUCUCUGAUCUCUCUUAAAUUGUAUAAAUUGAAACGUGGCUUUUGCCGUCACCUUAAUUACAUAUGUCGUGAAUUUUUCAAAUCCGGUAAAGGUGACAUCGUUAAUGGCAAUACACCCAGUUCUAUAUCACCAUCCAACUCGGUAGGUUCUCAGGGUUCCGGUUCAAACACCCCGCCCGGUAAAAUAGUGCCUGAAAAUAUACACUCAGCUUUGCAUCAACAAAAUCAAAUUUUUAAUUAUUUAGCCAGUAGUCAUGAAUUGUGGGAUCAAGCAGACAAGUCAGUUAGAGAUGGCAAUCACACAGAUUUCUUUAUAGCUCUCGAUCAUGAGAACGGUCCAUUGACAUUGCAUAGCAGUGUUUAUGAAGUAUUUCGUUAUGUCCAGGCCGGUUUGAAAAAAUUAAAAGAUGAAAUGUUAAUACAAUAACAACAACCUACCGUUAGCAGCAAUAUUAAAAAUUAACACUUCUUAUAACGGACGGAGUGAGAGCGAGAGAGAAAGAAACUUAUGAAAAGACAAAAGUAGUUAAAUCGUCUCAAAGUCAAAUAGACAAUGACUAUUAUCAUCAGAGCAUGCACAUCAUCCAAAAGAGAUUUUUAAUUAAAUUAAUAUAAACAAAUUUUUAGUUAAUUUUAAUUUUGAUAAAAAAAAAAAACAAUUGUUCUCCUUUAAACUCGACGAUACCAUUUUAAGCAAUAUACGUUUUGCUGAGCGUUUUGUGUCAUCUUUCGCUUACGUGUGUAGUCACUAUUGUUGAAAGUAGAUAUUAACACUUAGUCCACGAAGUAUGUAAGCAAAAAGUUUAAAUUAAGUUCUUUUUUAUUUUAGGCAUUUCUACCCAAUUAGCGCUAGUAAAAUUUGUUUUCUUAAUUCGACUGCCGUGCCCGUCGUCUAGAGUAUAAAAUUUUUAGCAAUUUUCUCAUUUUCCACUUCGUAUGUGCCGAAAUAUGCGGGCAGAAACAACCAUUACCUCCCGUUUUUUUUUACGUUACGGAAUGUGCUCCCUUGAAAUAAUCUGUGGAUAAUUAAAGAAUUCGUAAAAUCUGGUUUCUUGCUAUAGACAAAAUUAUGGGAUUAUCAGUGAACAGAUGGGACUGGAACGAUUUCUCUAUUUAUCCUGACUAAAAGUGCUUAUAGUUGAGUCUCUGAAUCUCCGUUGAGUAUUUCUAUACACCAAAGCCAAUGGGCAAUUUCGUAGAUACGAAAAAUUCAAAAUUUUAAUUUUAUUUGCGUUACAUUCUGAUUAUAACUUACUUAUUUUGUACACUAUGAAGUUUUAAAAAACAUUGUAUAUUUUACAUAUAUUGGAUUUUUUAAACAA